This is a messenger RNA of Anoplopoma fimbria (sablefish), 1269 nucleotides long. RefSeq names its product kynureninase-like. The transcript is spliced from 10 exons. The coding region runs from base 1 to 1032 and encodes 343 amino acids. Gene Ontology annotation, biological process: NAD+ biosynthetic process. Lineage: Eukaryota; Metazoa; Chordata; Actinopteri; Perciformes; Anoplopomatidae. Gene Ontology annotation, cellular component: cytoplasm. Gene Ontology annotation, molecular function: kynureninase activity; pyridoxal phosphate binding. The record is from RefSeq and is a predicted model, not a curated record.
AUGUUUCUUACAGGAGCUAAAACCGAGGAGGUGGCGCUGAUGAACGGCCUGACAGUUAAUUUACACCUUCUACUGCUUUCCUUCUACAAACCCACAGCAGCUCGGCACAAAAUCCUUCUGGAGGACAAGGCCUUUCCGUCAGACCAUUAUGCUGUAGAGUCUCAGAUCCGGCUGCGAGGAUUCGACCCUCAGAAGAGCAUGCUGAUGCUUCAACCCAGACUGGGAGAAGAGACUCUGAGAACGGAGGACAUCCUGGAGGUGAUCGAGAAGGAGGGCGACUCCAUUGCUGUGGUGAUGUUCAGCGGGGUUCAGUACUACACCGGCCAGCUCUUCAACAUGGCCGCCAUCACUGAGGCCGGCCAGAGGAAGGGCUGUUUUGUGGGUUUUGAUUGCGCCCACGCUGUCGGGAACGUCGAGCUGAAGCUGCACGACUGGGGAGUCGACUUCGCCUGCUGGUGCUCCUACAAGUAUGUAAACUCAGGUGCUGGAGGACUAGCCGGGGCGUUUAUCCACGAGAAACACAAAUACACCAUCAAACCUGCGUUGUUGGGAUGGUGGGGUCAUGACCUUAAAACUCGGUUCCAGAUGAAUAACGUGUUGGAGCUGCAGCCUGGAGUGAACGGCUUCAGACUGUCAAACCAGCCCAUCCUGCUGGUCUGCCCGCUGCAGGCCAGUCUGGAGGUGUUUAAGAUGACCAGCAUGCAGGCGUUGCGCAGGAAGUCCGUCCUGUUGACGGGCUACCUGGAGUAUCUGAUCCAGCAUUACUACGCCGAGGACCCAACUCAGCCUCACAAACCUCACGUCCACAUCAUCACGCCCUCGGACCCCCAGCAGAGAGGCUGUCAGCUCUCACUCCGCUUCUCCAUCCCCAUCAAAAAGAUCUUCCAGGAGCUGGAGAAGAGGGGCGUCGCUUGUGACAUGAGGGAGCCCAGUGUGCUGCGAGUCGCUCCGGUGCCGCUCUACAACUCCUUCAGCGACGUUCAUCGCUUCAUAGAAACCCUGGGAUCAGCUCUCACUGCCAACAGCCAGUGAGCGAGGAGAGGGUCGUUUACUCUGACUGACUGCUGCAAACUUUGCUUUAAUGAAAACUUGUGAAACCGUUAAAAUAGGGGGAUUUUUUACUUGAAAAACAAUCUGCUAUUCAACUGGAUUGAAUCAUGUUCGUUUUAUCCUUCUUUUAUAUGUCUUUGUCAACAUGCAUCUGAAGUUAAACCGUCCACCCCCACCAAUUACAAUAAAGUUUACACAAUCUUCAGAUUUGGUGAAGAA